AUGAAAUAUGCCCAAGAAAUGAUAAUUGUUCAUGAAAAGUAUGGAGCUGGGGCUGAGGUGUCAACUAAUGGAGAUGUUUACAGCUACGGCAUCCUCGUGCUGGAGAUGUUCACAGGGAAGAGGCCCACGGAUGACAUGUUCAGUGAUGGGCUGAACCUUCAUUUCUUUACGAAGGCAGCUUUUCCAGAGCGAGUUCUGCAGAUAAUUGACCCUGUCUUGCUCAAGGAGACUCACGACGAGGAUGACGGCCGAGACAUUAGGAGAACCCGAAGGAGCGAUGACAGGCUUCGUAAGAUUCAUGAGUGUCUGGUCUCGACAGUGGAAAUAGGAGUGGUCUGUUCUUCUGAAGUUCCAAGUGACAGGAUGAGCAUGAGAGACGUUGCAGCUGCUCUGCAGGCAAUUAGAAAGAAGCUUAUUGGAAGCUGAGGAAAUUGAGGACAGUAAAAUAUGCAGUUUUAUGUUACAUCUAAAUGAGUGUACUUUCUCACUGUUUGACGAAUGUAUCUGGUAAGUUGUGAUGUUG
Messenger RNA from Punica granatum (pomegranate), 523 nucleotides. The record is from RefSeq and is a predicted model, not a curated record. Lineage: Eukaryota; Viridiplantae; Streptophyta; Magnoliopsida; Myrtales; Lythraceae.